GGGUGGUGUUGGUGGUAGAGGAUGAAGAUGGUGAGGAUUUUGUGUGGCAGCAACCAACCGCUCAUCAUUUCAGCGAGGAAAUCAGCAGCAGCAGCAGCAGCAGGAAAGGACAGAACGAACCCAAACGAGGACCAGCCCGUUUGAAUCUGACUCCUCUGCGCAUGGACAGACCUGUUUUCUUUCUGUUUCAGCUCUGCCCAAACGGACUGCGCCGCGGUUUUAUUCGUUUUUUUACCGCGGGAUUUCCCCUCUGUGCCAAGCUGGAGCGCGCGCAGAGACAUUUUUGAGACAAACCGUGGUGUUUCCAGGUCUUGGCGCAGAUCAUACAUGUAGAUUCGUCUUGAUUUGGUCGUGAACAGCCGCGCUAAUUUACGCACGGGGGAUAUUUUGAGCGCGCGGUGACUUGGUGUGCGGGACAAUGACGCGCUCUGAAUGAAUGGCUUGGACGUGUUUACUUGUCUCUUCUCUGCCUUGGAUUGGACCGACAGCUUGGGUUUUUCCUUCCUCAGCUGAUCCCAUGUCUCCAGAUGGACACUGCAGCCUGUAGUAGUAGUAGUAGUAAUAGUAGUGUGUAGUAUUUGUAGUAUUCUUCCUGUGGUCAGUAUGGGAUGCCCGGGGUUUAACGCACAAGUGGCGCACGCUGAACUUCAUUUUCUUUGCGUUUUCGGUGCCUUUGCGGAAGUGUAGCAUCAGCGUGGCGUUGUGUUAAGAGCUGCAGAGAUAAUAUGAAGAGCCUGGGACGCUGUAAGGUCCAGUGUUGUUGAAGGGGCGCCUUGUCUGUAACCUGGCAACCACAGCAGCCACGCGACCUUGCUGCAGGUUUGAGCCCGGGCGCGCGCCAUGGAUGACUCUGGGAUCAUCCGAAGAAGAAGGAUGCAGAAGGAUCUACCGCUGCCUCGCAAAAGUAGCAGUUGCAGGACCAGUAACCGAAAAAGCCUCAUCCUGAGUACGUCCCCGACUCUGCCCCGGCCGCACUCUCCACUGCCGGGACACAUCGGAAGCAGUCCCCUGGACAGCCCGCGAAACUUCUCACCCAGUGGGCCUGCUCACUUUUGCUUCGCCUCCUCCAGAAGAGCCGAUGGCCGUAGAUGGUCCCUGGCCUCUCUGCCCUCCUCAGGAUAUGGAACAAACACGCCCAGCUCCACGUCUUCGAGCUCGUCACAGGAGCGUCUGCACCAGCUGCCCUUCCAGCCCACCAUGGACGAGCUGCACUUCCUGUCCAAGCAUUUCGGCAGCACUGAGAGCAUCACCGACGACGACGGACGCCGCUCGCCACACGUGCGGCCGCGAUCUCGAAGCCUCAGCCCGGGGCGCUCUCCUUCCUGCUAUGACAAUGAAAUCGUGAUGAUGAACCAUGUCUACAAGGAGCGCUUCCCUAAGGCCACGGCUCAGAUGGAGGAGCGACUGGCCGAGUUCAUCAACAGCUACUCCCCAGAGAACACCCUCCCUCUGGCCGACGGGGUCCUCAGCUUCAUCCACCACCAGAUCGCAGAGAUGUCCCGGGACUGUCUCGCCAAGUCCCGCGAAGGCCUCAUCACCGGUGUGUACUUCUGUGAGCUGCAGGAAAACCUGGAGAAGCUGCUGAACGACGCCCACGAGCGCUCGGAGAGUUCAGAGCUGACGUUUGUGACCGAGCUGGUGAAAAAGCUGUUUAUCAUUAUCUCCAGACCAGCCCGGCUCCUGGAGUGUCUCGAGUUCAAUCCGGAGGAGUUCUACCAUCUGCUGGAGGCGGCCGAGGACCACGCCAAAGAGGGGCAGCUGAUGAAGGAAGACAUCCCCCGGUACAUUAUCAGCCAGCUGGGCCUGACCCGAGACCCGCUGGAGGAAAUCGUGAGUCUCGACAGCUACGACAGCGAAGGACCGCACACGCCGGAGACGGACGAUUCGACAGAGGGGAAACCAAGAGCCAUCAAACCGCCGUCUGAAGAGGACUUUCAAACCAUCAAACUCAUCAGCAACGGGGCCUAUGGCGCCGUUUACCUUGUGCGCCAUCGGGAAACACGCCAGCGUUUCGCCAUGAAGAAGAUCAACAAGCAGAAUCUGAUCUUGAGGAACCAGAUCGAACAGGCGUUUGUGGAGCGAGACAUUCUGACCUUCGCUGAGAAUCCCUUCGUGGUGUCGAUGUUCUGCUCGUUUGAAACGCGUCGACACCUGUGUAUGGUCAUGGAGUACGUGGAAGGUGGAGAUUGUGCCACUUUGCUGAAAAACAUCGGGGCUUUGCCAGUGGAACUUGCACGAAUGUACUUUGCUGAGACCGUUCUAGCUCUUGAAUACAUCCACAACUACGGCAUCGUGCACCGUGAUCUCAAACCCGACAAUCUUUUAAUCACCUCUAUGGGCCACAUCAAACUCACAGACUUUGGAUUAUCAAAGAUGGGUCUAAUGAGUCUAACCACAAACCUGUAUGAAGGACACAUCGAGAAAGACGCCAGGGAGUUCCUCGAUAAACAGGUGUGUGGUACUCCGGAGUACAUCGCUCCAGAGGUGAUCCUUCGUCAGGGCUAUGGUAAACCCGUGGACUGGUGGGCGAUGGGGAUCAUUCUGUACGAGUUCCUGGUUGGCUGCGUGCCUUUCUUCGGCGACACCCCUGAGGAGCUGUUUGGGCAGGUGAUCACAGACGAUAUCGUUUGGCCCAACGGGGACGACGCUCUACCCGGCGACGCCCAGUCUCUCAUUUCUGCUCUGCUGCAAACCAACCCCCUCGUGAGGUUAGGGACAGGUGGCGCCGUUGAGGUGAAGGAGCAUUCGUUCUUCAAUGGUUUGGAUUGGAACAGCCUCCUGAGACAAAAGGCGGAGUUUGUCCCACACCUUGAGUCAGAGGAGGACACCAGCUACUUCGACACGCGUUCAGACCGAUAUCACCACAUCAACACCUACGAAGAAGACGACACCAACGACGACGAGCCCGUGGAGAUCAGGCAGUUCUCCUCCUGCAGUCCCCGAUUCAGCAAGGUUUACAGCAGUAUGGAGCAUCUGGCCCAGUUGGAGCAAAAAGCCACGAGCUCAGUGUCCCGUCGAGAGCACCGGAGCCCGCGGGACGACCGAGUGACCAAGAGGGAGAGUCUGGGCAGCUUCAGCGUCAGAGACAAAGGCUGGAGGACGGGAUCUCCUGAAAUGAAGCGUCUGUCCUAUUCAGAGUCCGUGUACAUGGAGGGCGACGCCAGCCCGCCUCUCGCUGCCCGACGCCGUUUCUCAGCUCUGAUGGACACGCACCGCUUCGCCUCACCUCUGGAGGGAGAGUCCGAAUCAGUGACUCGCCCCAACCCCAUCAGGGUCCGAGGGACUUCUCUGGACGGGUCCUGUGUCCCGUCUCCAAGCAUCCUGGAGCAGAGGAACCACGUGAAGGAGAUCAACGGGGCAGACAAGACCUGUAAACAAGGAGAACCUCCAGCGACGACCGCCAGUAUCAGCACACUGUCCCCAGGCCUCAGCGCGCCCGAUCGGGACGUGAUCACACCUCUGUACGAUCCUCUUGGUCCACGAGUCACCAAUGAUCUAGUGCUCCGCAGGGCCCGGCAGAAGCCACUACCGACAGAUGGUGAAAAACGCAACUCGCGAACUGGGAACAAAGUCAUUAAGUCGGCCUCUGCAACUGCGCUCUCUGUGAUUAUACCAUCGGUGGAUCAACACGGCGGUUUCUCUCCUUUAGCCAGUCCGAUGUCCCCGCACUCCUUCUCCUCAAACCCUUCGUCCCGGGACUCGUCUCCCAGCAGAGACUUCUUCCCGGCGGUGAGUGUGCUGCGCUCGCCCAUCACCAUCCACCGCUCCGGCAAGAAAUACGGCUUCACCCUGAGAGCGAUCAGAGUUUACAUCGGAGACAGUGACAUCUACAGUGUCCACCACAUUGUCUGGCACGUGGAGGACGGCGGCCCCGCUCAGGAAGCCGGCCUAUGCGCUGGUGACCUCAUCACUCACGUCAACGGAGAGCCGGUCCACGGUCUGGUCCACACUGAAGUGGUUGAACUUAUUCUCAAGAGCGGUAACAAGGUGACUGUGACGACGACUCCAUUUGAAAACACCUCCAUUAAAGUGGGACCUGCCCGUAAAGCCAGUUAUAAAUGUAAAAUGGCCCGACGAAAUAAAAAGACCAUGGCAAAAGACAGUCAAGACAGUAAAAAGCGCAGCUCAUUGUUUCGCAAGAUCACAAAACAGUCCAACCUCCUUCACACGAGCCGCAGCCUGUCGUCUUUGAAUCGUUCCCUGUCGUCAAGCGAAAGUCUUCCUGGCUCUCCGACUCACAGCUUGUCUGCGCGGUCUCCCACUCAGGGAUACCGCUCCACCCCCGAGCCGUCGUAUCUGGGUGCAUCAUCCCAAAGCAGUUCUUCAUCAUCGAGCACGCCUAACUCCCCGGCUCCCUCGCAGCACAUGAGGCCAAGCUCUCUGCAUGGCCUGUCCCCUAAGCUUCACCGUCAGUAUCGAUCUGCCCGGUGCAAAUCUGCCGGUAAUAUUCCCCUGUCUCCUCUGGCUCACACUCCAUCUCCCACACAGUCGUCUCCUCCUCCUCUGCCCGGUCACACUGUGGGUAGCUCUAACACUACUCAGUCCUUCCCGGUCAAACUCCACUCCUCUCCCCCUGUGGUUCGACCCCGGCCUAAGAGCGCCGAGCCCCCGCGUUCGCCUCUUCUCAAGCGGGUCCAGUCGGCAGAGAAACUGGGCUCACCUUUGACCCAGUCCAGUUCAACGGGUGGUCUGGGAGGUCCCCUGAGGAAGCACAGUCUCGAAGUGCAGCACUCUGAAUACCGUAAGGAUGCCUUUCUGUCUGAGCUUGGUUUGCAGAGUUUACUGGAGACAGACGGAGAAAAUUUACCACCAAAUCCGCCGACUAUGCCCUCAUCUUCAUCGUCAUCGUCUUCACUGCCCGAGACUGGAGUGUUGAAGCCUGUGAGGAGACUGGGCAGGCAGGAGUCGCCUCUGAGCAGGGAGACGCUCCUAGCUGAGACCGAAAGAGGACGAGGAGAAAGGGGGACGGACAAAGAAUCGGAGACCGUUUUGGAACGACCAAGCAGACUUGGACCAGCAGGCCAAAGAAGGUCUCAGCAUGAACUGUUUUUGCUUGAACAGAACACAAGAGGACACGUAGAUGCUAUUAAAACUCCUGGAACCCCGACCAAACCUAUGGACAGUCUAGACGGACAGAAAGGACCUGUUAAAGCUCACCAGCAUCAGACUGAUUUCAUUUCAAAACUGGAACAAAGAAAGGUGUCCUAUAAUAACGACCCAAAGGAACACCUGAAACACGAGGUUAACAACAAAAGCCACUCUGCCAUCAACAAGGGGUCGCCGUCGUCUGUGGAUAAAAACAUGCUAGGAAUGAACAAAACAUUGAAAUCAACCGGAAUGGGUGAGAGUUUGCGAAAGGAAACCAACGAUAUCGGUUCCAAAAGCCCCAAGCUGCAGCCGAGAGUCCUGGCUCCGGUCGUCCCUCCGCACGGCCAGCCACUGUCUCUAGGAAAGGUCCGUCAAGGGUUGGGGUCCGUCAACUGCUACAGAGGAACCCUCGACUGGGAGGACAAGUGUCGCCUGGAGGUGGUGGAAGAGCACUCGCCUUCACCUUCGCCGUCACCCACAUCUGUCACCCCCUCCCUCUGUGGCCCCUCCCUUUGUAAAUCGCGACCCGUCUCCCCCGGCGACAAGACCAGCUUCGUGAGCCAGCUGACCACCGUAGCCAAAAACGUCCUCGCUCCAAUCAAACUGGGGUCGCAGGAAGGAGCAAAGAGCAAAGAGCAGCAGAGUAAAGGCGCAGAAGAGAAGCAGGUGGGCGCGGGGGGGAGAUGUGACUCUUCCUCUUCUUCUUCGGGGGGUAGAGUCGCUGUCGGGGCAACGGUCGUGACCCAAAGUCCCGCCAGCUCAGCUCUGGAAAAAGCAGCUACUACUACGGGAAGCAGCCCGCCAAAAAUCUGAACACGUGGGUUUGUAAACGAAACAACCAAUGCCUUUUUUUUGAACUGACGUCAAAGCACUUAUUACGCUGUACAUUCCAGUUUGAAUUUGAAAAUACUAUAUAAAUAUGCUAUUUAUUGACUCGCUGGAGGAACUACAAAACCAGGGGGCCUAUUGUGGUCUUAGGUGCGCUUAAAUGUACCGUUUUUAUCACAAAUUAUAAAAGGUGAGGACUGCUCCGGCGCAAACAAGGGACACGUUACCUGUUUCUGUGUGUGUCUGUGAAUGCAUGACUUAUGAUACUGUACAUUUACUGAUUCAUUCAAAUGGUCAAAAGUGCUUUACUGAUCAAAACAUGCUGAAUACUGUGAAAACCAAACCAGUGUCUCUUUUCUUUCAGCCGGCUCGUUUUCCUCUGGUAAUGAAUAAAAACAAAAGCGAUGCAGCGUUAAAUAAAUAAUUUCUCCGGUUCUCAGUUAGCGUUACCUCAGGCGUUUUUUCUCUCGGUCGCUGAAGGCCGCGUCCUGCGUCUACGGAGAAGCUGAGCGCAGAGCUUAUCUACUCUUUGCAGGAGGGAAACUAAAGCCUCUGCCUCCCUUUGCCUAAACGACUUCAGCCUCACGCUCAUACUAAUAUCCACUUAACCACAGUGCCACGGUGGGCAGCAGUCAGCACACGGUUUUGAUGCAUUUAAAUCCUUUCCCUGUGUGAAGACGCGACUGGAUACCGAAACGUGUUAACACUUCCUCGUAUAAUUCUAUAUUUUAAGAUUCCUUUUGGAAAUAUUGAUGACGUUAAUGUUGGGUUGCGAUGGCAUUUAAAGCGGGAGUGAUACAAGCACAUACGCGAUGGGAAUAUAUUGUGUAUUAGAAUGAAAGAAGGGACUGAAUGUAGCAUAUUUACAAGGGCUUUUGGUAGAACUUAUCCUCGAGAGACAAUGACCUAUCCAGACGCGUUGGUACGUAGGCCUAUUAAACGGACAACAAUGGAAAUUAUAUAGCGUAUUUCACUUUAAUUUCUGCAUUACACAAACUACUUAAGAUUUUAUAAACACGUAAUUUUAUACUAACAGCAAUGUACAUGUAAUGUUCUGAACUCGGCGAAAAGAUCCUCAAAAUCCUCGGCUUUAUCGGAUCGUUUAAAUGGCCGAACAGUUGUUGCCUUCGUUGCCCCCGAGAUGUUCUUCUAGUGAUGAGUCUGGAACACGUAAAAACACAGAUUACUACUUAAUGGCAGAUUUAAUUCCUCGACAGUUGCUGCUCAGGCGACAGGAAGAAGGGUUGUUAUUUUAGCGAGUUGUAAUUAUAUCUAUAGCUGAGAGCGUCUUGAGUCCGUUCACAGACUGUUUCCGUUGGUUUAAAGACGAAGGGGAAGCCUGCGUUGACUGGGACUUUGCUGCACUCCAGUGUCCGUUUCCGUAAACUGCUCCAAUGACAUGCUCCACGAGUCACUUCACUAACCACAGGGUCCAGGGUUCACAGUAUAACGUUUAAGUUCUGGUGGUUGAAGAUGGCACUUGAACACAACACGCUUUUUACGACGUUGAUGUGACUGUUAACAUUAUUUACAUCAUUCCUUUUAUAUUUUUUGUAAACUGGGUCAUCUUUAAUCUGGUAGAGCAGAACCACCAUGUUCACUUUAAGGCGUUUCCAGGCCUCUGUGCUCUGUACUAGUGCUAGAUGUGAAAAUAUUGUGUUUGUCGGUUCAACUGCACUUUAUUUGGGAAAGACUUAAUUGUAACAUGAUUAUUUACAAAUAUAAAAUGUAUAGAAAGAAACACGAAUGUCAGCGUAUGAAAAACAUGUUUCUCUGUUCACUGAAAGUGUAUUUAUUUACAUCCUGGGAUAUUUCUGUUUGUGAUAGUUGUGAUUUCAAACAGACACCUUGGCUGCAGUAUAUGUAAUAAAAUUA
Molecule: messenger RNA, 7791 nt
Organism: Periophthalmus magnuspinnatus
Lineage: Eukaryota; Metazoa; Chordata; Actinopteri; Gobiiformes; Gobiidae
Gene: mast1a
Product: microtubule associated serine/threonine kinase 1a
Exons: 27
Coding region: 841-5901 (1686 amino acids)
Biological process (GO): intracellular signal transduction; peptidyl-serine phosphorylation
Molecular function (GO): ATP binding; magnesium ion binding; protein binding
Source: RefSeq, a predicted model, not a curated record